GUAUGCCACUAUCCCGAAAUGCACCCGAUCCACAUUAGACGUCAGCUGGUCAACGCCCCUCCCCCUCCCCUUAGCAACAGAACCAAGAUGGCGGCGCCCAGUAACAUUGAUCAGUCGACCGAAACACCUACGCCGUUAAAGAUCCCUAAAACUGAAGUUCCAUCUCCAGAAUCGGAGGAUCUGAGCGACAGCAACCAAUAUCAUUCCAACCCGUCUACACCCAAUCGCUUUUCACCACUCAACGUAGGUAUCUCUGUUUCUGGAGGCGCAGGCCGAAGUGGAACGGCCUCAGCUUCCAAUAGCUUUACCGCCUGCAGGGGCAUGUCGUGGACUCCGUCCGAAACAAAUGCCUUGAUUGCCGUAUGGGGCAACGAAAGGCUAACCGAAGCACGGAUGCAACAGCUUGAGGUUGCAGGGACUGUGUUUUCUGGAAAGGCGCCGGGGCCAGCUAUGUACGAACGGGUAUCCAGAGCCUUAGCGGAGCUGGGCUAUGAAAGGACCCCUUCUCAAUGCCGGGAGAGGAUGAAGACUCUGCGGCGAUGCUACAGCCGGGUAAAGGAGCAUGGCAUAGGCAAACGGAAGAGCAGCUACUCCAUCGAGCAGCUGGAGAAGGUGUUCGGUCAGGGGGGGUGGGAUUCCCAGACCUGCCAGCCCGUCCUCAUCAACAGCAGCGGCCUCUACCAGGAGAUGGAGUCCGACGGCAGCACAAUGGAAGACUACUCACAGGAAGACUGGUGCAACCAGGAGCUGUCGGCCUUUCCGGAGAGGGACAUGGAGGCUGAGGAAAUCCAGCCUCCAAAGAACAGAGUACUGCAGAUACGACAAGAAUCGUCAAAUGACCUGCAGAAACAGGAAGUGAUGCAGAACGUGGUGCGCAUCCUGGAGUCGGUGGACGUCAAGUGGGAGCACUUCCAGACGUGGACGGACUUCUCGCGCCUGCACCUCUCCAACAAGCUGGCCAUCUUCGGCGUGGGCUACAACACGCGCUGGCGGGAGGAGAUCCGCUACCACUACGCCGAGAUCAGCUCCCAGGUGCCCCUGGGCAAGCGGCUGCGCGAGUACUUCAACCCGGAGAAGGCCGAGGGCCGCGUCAUCAUGACCAAGGUGCAGAAGAUGAACUGGAAGAACGUCUACUACAAGUUCCUGGACAUCACCAUCAGCGAGGCGCGCUGCCUGGAGCUGCACAUGGAGGUGGACUGGAUCCCCGUGGCGCAGUCCCGCGCCGCCGGCUGCAGCAACGGCUCCCAGUACCUGCUGCCCGGCGGCAUCCCCAAAACCUACGGCCUCUACGCCAUCGGCUACGAGGAGGUGGAGGCCGCUCCGGGCCCGUCCGGCCGGGGGGAGGGGCCCUCGUCGCCGGAGCCCAGCGAGCCCGACCCCGGCCCGACGCAGUCGGAACCGGCGGCGAAGGAGGAGGAGGAGGAUGAGGACGAGGAUGAGGAGGACGCGGCCUCGGCCAAAGUGACGUACUGCUACCUGGGCAUUGCGGAGGAACGGACCCUCCAGCAGUGCCUGUUCCAGCACUUUCAGAGCUCGGGCAAGUACUACAGCCGCGGCGAGCCGUCCGCCGUCACCAAGUUCCUGCUGGGGAACUGCAGCGUCCGGGCCAAGGAAGGGGGCUCGCCCCCCGUGGCCAUUUACAUCAAGUUCAUCGAGGUGGAGCUGGACUUCCUGUCAGCCGGCUCCUUGGUGGAAUGUCUAGAGAUAGCCAUCGGCUACUCUUUAAAGUUCAACAAGAGGGAAACGUUGUAAUGCUCCCCUCUGGUCUUUUCCAGUGACUCGACGCCACGUGCGAAAUGACUAAUGACGAUUAGCGGUCCGGCGGCGCGGGACACGUUUUUAUUUCCACCCCCCACCGCCCCGCCCCCCCCUUCUUAUUGCAGCUACACUCUUAUCAGGGAGUCCGUCUGUAUCGCUCAGACGGGAUGCUAAACCCGGGGCGGGACCUCUGCCGGGGGUUGGGGGGGCAGCUGGAGGGUGCUGUCAGCUGAUCUUAAAACUGCCUUUUUAUCGCCCUUGUUUUUGAAGUAUGACUUCAACCGAUGUGCCAGAUCAGACCUCUAGGUAAGGCAAAGUUGGGAAUCAGAGAGAAGAAGUGAGCAUUUAAUGACCUGUGGGAAUUCUAUAAUGAUUUAAAUAUAAAUUUUAUCUAUAUAUAAAUAUAUAUAUAUAUAAAUAUAUUUAAGAAUAUAUAUAUAGAUGUCGUCAAGCAUUCCAGCAUUUCCAAACUUGUCUUUUGAAGAAGAAGAAAAAUAUUUUAUUUUUGUUGUAAUUAGUUUUAUUUUUAAUUUGUGAACACGGGGUGUCUUUUAGUAUUAUGGUUUCCAGAUCACCUUCUUGUAUGUUUACAUUAUUGGUAAAACAAUAAACAGGCCACUGUCCAUUCAUCUGCCAUUCACUAAACACCAAUGAUUUGUCUUUGAUUUUCCAGAUACAUUUGAAUAGAUUUUUACCAUAAAAUUAUACUGUCUGAUGCAGGUGACCAAC
Messenger RNA from Anguilla rostrata (American eel), 2487 nucleotides. RefSeq names its product myb/SANT-like DNA-binding domain-containing protein 2 (gene msantd2). The transcript has 4 exons. The coding region runs from base 19 to 1752 and encodes 577 amino acids. Lineage: Eukaryota; Metazoa; Chordata; Actinopteri; Anguilliformes; Anguillidae. The record is from RefSeq and is a predicted model, not a curated record.